Vitis vinifera (wine grape) is the source of this 1335-nucleotide messenger RNA. RefSeq lists its product as uncharacterized. Lineage: Eukaryota; Viridiplantae; Streptophyta; Magnoliopsida; Vitales; Vitaceae. The transcript is spliced from 3 exons. The coding region runs from base 143 to 748 and encodes 201 amino acids. The record is from RefSeq and is a predicted model, not a curated record.
ACUGCUUUAGGAUUUGCUUGCAGAACGAGAAGGCUCAUCUCGGUUCACACAAAGCAUUCGAUCACUCCUUAUCCAAACGCUGCAUUUCGGUCGAUCUUUAGGUUCAAGAAAUCAGAAGAGUUGAGUAAACAAAGAGGAAGUUAUGGCUGCAGCCUCAUUGUUGUGUCUCUGUGACACAAAUUUAAUCCAUAGUUCAAGAAAAGAGAGUCCAUGGCACCCAAAAUUAUUUCCAGGUGUUGGCCAUAAAAUCCUGGACCUAUCAGUCACCAGAAAAAGAAACAGAACCCAUCCUGGACGCCAAAAGGGAAAUUUAUCUCAUAAGUUUUCUGUGUCGGCCACAACUGAAGGCUCUGCCAAGUCAAACAAGUCUGAAGAAACAAUCCCCUCUUGGGCUCGGCCAGAUUCAAGUGAACCCCCUCCUUGGGCUCAGGAUGAAGGCAUGGGGAAUGAAUCAGAAAAGAGUUUUGAGAUUCCCUUCUAUGUGUACUUACUUACCUCUGCAGUGACUGCAAUUGCUGCGAUAGGUUCUAUUUUUGAGUACGCAAAUAAAAGGCCUGUUUUCGGGGUUUUGAGCUCAGACAGUAUUUUCUAUGCUCCAUUGCUGGGAUUCUUUGUAUUUACUGGCAUCCCUACUUCUGUGAGUUGUUCCAAUCUUCUUUCCCUCUUUCAAUUUUCAUACUUUUGUUUCUUGCAUGCAGAAAACUCAGGUAGUGAAGAAAAAAGAUGUCUCCAUAAUCUUGGUUCUUGAAUGGAUUUACUUUACCUUGGACAAUGAUUCUAACACAUUUAUUCCUUUGAGAUUUGAAAACUUCAAUGGCUAUGAGCAGAAAGGGUCCAUUAUUUGAACAAUUAAGAUAAUUCAAUCAGCAUCAGGCUUUUAUAAAUGAAUCACUCUCCAAAUUGAUUUCAAAACAUAAAUAUCCGAAGUCAGAGGGGAUACUACAUGUUAAAGUCCAUUCUAUUUUCUUUUUAGCUAACCAGAAUUACCAAUGCAGGCAUUCCUGUGGUUCAAAUCUGUUCAAACAGCUAACAAGGAAGCUGAGGAACAAGACAAGAGGGAUGGCUAUUUUUAGAGUCAAAUUUGUGGUGUAAGCUGCCAUAUAGAAUCAUCCCUUACACAAACAGGAAUGCAUAUUUUAAAAAUAUUUAAAGGCAUCAUGUCUAGCUUUCAGCUCGAUUCUAUCAUACUUGUAUUAUAUGUUAUACUAACAAUUAGUGUUGCAUCUGUAAAUCAUGAAUUGGCCCGAGAUUCGGCUUUUACCUUUCAUGCAUUGGAUUGGGAAUAUAUUCAUAAAAUGCCUCAGAAUGAAAUGACCAUGGUUGUGCUUGUUUCUA